UGCCGCCGCGGCGCGGGUUCAGGUCCGCGGGGCUGGGGCUCCGCUGGGAAGCGUUGGGUCCGGCGCAGGACGGCGGCGCGGCGCGGCGCACACUCAUGAGGAACAGGAAGCUCACAGGUGGAGUGCGGUCUUCAGCACGCCUGAGAGCCCGGAGUUGUUCUGCAGCCAGCUUGGCCUCUGCACAGGACGUCGUUGGCUCCAACUCUGCCAAGACAGCAUGUCUGAUCACCUCAUCACACAAGGCCCUAGACAGAAGAACUUCCAAGAAGUUCAAGUAUGACAAAGGACAUCUUGUGAAGGCCAAACUGCAGAAGCUAGUGCCUAAAAGGGACGGCACUUUGCCUAAAGGGGCCCCCAAGGCCCCUCAAGAGAGCGAAUGUGCAGAAGGCGGCGUGGUGCUCCCCACUGGUGAGACAGCUGUCCUCCCCCAGCAGGAAGCUGCAGCUCCUGUCCACAGCCCCAGCCCAGCCGCGAGCGACACUCACUCCACAAAGACUGAAGAUAGCCUGGCCACCCGGGAGCCCAGCCCCGGUGCUGGCACGGCGGCGGAGGCCUGCGGCGGUGCUGGCAGGCAGGCCCGGUCAGCACCCGAGGUGGAGGAGGCGCGGGCACCGCUGCUUCAGAUGGACAACAGUGCGUUUCAGGAUGAAGACAGCAACCAGCCCAUGCCAGUGAGCCGGUUCUUCGGGAACGUUGAGCUCAUGCAGGACCUGCCACCAGCCUCUUCAGCUUGUCCUUCAAUGAGUAGACGAGAAUUCAGAAAAAUGCAUUUCAGAGCCAAAGACGAUGAGGACGAGGACGAAGUAGAAAUGUAGGGAGCACAGCAGUGACUUCGUUGCAUACUUGGUACAACUGAGGAUUCCAGGAUGUAGGAAUUUGUAACAUUUUUAUAAAAUCUAUCUGCAAGACAGUGUGUUCUUAAUGGGACUUGAAAAUUGAUGCCUAGAAGUACAGCACGCAGAGCAGGGUGCCUGAGGUUUCCUUGCGGGUGAGGGCGGGGCUGGGCCUCCGGUGAGAGCGAACUUCGCCUGAGCUCAUUGAUUUUGACAGUGUACAAAGUUUGUGUCUGCUAUCAAAGUCUGAUCAUUCUUGAGACCAACUUAAAGCCAGCUCUUAAAGGACUCUCCUCUCCUUCUGAAUGUGAAGCUAAUACUUACCUUGAAAAAUUUUUGCAAGAGAUAUAUGGGGAAGAAAUAAAAUAUAUUUUG
This is a messenger RNA of Dipodomys ordii (Ord's kangaroo rat), 1208 nucleotides long. It is a transcript of the gene CUNH1orf174, whose product is annotated as chromosome unknown open reading frame, human C1orf174. The transcript has 4 exons. The record is from RefSeq and is a predicted model, not a curated record. Lineage: Eukaryota; Metazoa; Chordata; Mammalia; Rodentia; Heteromyidae. Bases 96 to 815 code for a protein of 239 amino acids.